Molecule: messenger RNA, 711 nt
Organism: Sphaeroforma arctica JP610
Lineage: Eukaryota; Ichthyosporea; Ichthyophonida
Exons: 1
Source: RefSeq, a predicted model, not a curated record
CAAUAUAAUAUUCAAAUAUAUAUGGUAUACGGAUAGUUAGUAGUAUUGUUGUUCGUAUCUCUAUAAGGUCUGCUAAAGUGCGGUAGACUACUUCAGUAGCAUAUGCGAGAAUUUGUAUAAUCGUAUGGAUUCUACUGAUUGGCUAGAAGUGAAAGUAUCACACACACGCAGACAACAUACAGAGAUAUGUGGAUGUAAAUCAUAACCACACCAUAUACACUUAUACGUUUAGUUAGAAGGCAUAAUGAAGGUACUUGCCACACACGCGUGCAGAUUUGCACACACUAUGCAACCUGCAUCAACAAGGGUACUAUUUGCCCAAAAUCAGAGGCAGACGGUUCUUCACAACACACAAUCAGCGUCAUGGUUCUCAGCAAGUCUCUUCACCACAGCGUCCCCAGCAUCAACACAAAGCUCACGUAGGCCAUCUCAGCUCAAACGCAAGGGGGUCAAACACGUGCGCAUGUCACCUAGAGCGUCUCGACACCUUACUGAACUUCGACAACAAGUAAAGACAGCCGCCUCCCCUGAAGUUUUAGCUAAGUGUGUAAUAGACAAAAAAAUACCGGAGCAGGAAAAGCACAACUUGGUGUUCGACUCGCCUGUAAGCGUACAUCAUGUGACUGAGGGACUGACGAAUGAUAUGGAGGGGCUGUUCAAAUGCGAGAAACCCGAGGCUAUCAUUAAGCAGAUAUCUAGGGCGCAUGAAAG